CGAUAAACUGUUUCUCGUACUUACUGUUUGCGUGUUAGCUUGUGUACAUUGUAAAGAACCGCGUCGCAUCGGUACACUUGUGAUUUAUUGGACGUGCCGUUUCAACAUGAAGUGUAUGAGACUUCUCCAACUUUACGUUCUGGUGAUAUGCGCGGUGUUGUUGUCAUUUGCUAGAGAAGGAUUGUUUUCACCUCUCGAUAAACCCACCAACCCCAGCCAUAACACACCACAAAAUGUUGAAAACAACGGGUUAGAUUGGGGUGCGUGGAGUUCCUGGAGCGAAUGUUCGCGGAGCUGCGGCGGUGGUGCUUCGUAUUCACGACGUGUGUGUCUCACGGAUUCGUGCGAGGGCAUCAACACUAGAUACAAGACAUGCGAAAAUCAGGAUUGCACGGAGACUACACAAGAUUUCCGGGCAGAGCAAUGUUCUUUAUACAACACCACGCCAUACAAGGGUAUCUUGUACACGUGGAAAGCUGUUGUACAGAAAGCACAACCUUGUGCACUUUACUGCAAGGCUCAUGGCUUUAACAUAACGACGAAGUUGGCACCACAAGUGCUCGACGGAACGAAAUGCAAAGAUAAUUCUGACGACAUGUGCAUUAAUGGGGCGUGCCAGGCAGUUGGCUGCGAUAAAAAGCUCCACAGUGACGCAAGAUAUGACGUUUGCGGGAAGUGCCAAGGUGACGGAAGUACAUGCCGGCUCGUAACUGGUUUACACCGGUUUAAUCCGGUCAAACACCGCGGCACCGAAGUUGUGAUAACAGUCCCGCAAAAAAGCCGACACAUAAGCGUGUCCGAACGUGGUUCAGGACAUAUUGGUCUUCUCUUAAGAGAGACUGACGAAUUCGACAUUUUCGUGCCGAAUAAAACGAAAGACGAGAAUCAGGGAGUUCUGGAACAUUCUGGGAUUGUAGUUGAGUAUGGGUCGGUGGCUUCUGGUAAGGAAUAUCUUGACGUUGCCGGUCCAGUUCCCCAAGACAUGAAAGUGCUCGCGCUCUACGACGACACCAUGUGGAAAUAUAUCCGCUACGAAUUCUAUCGACCGUUGGUCGUAUUUUGGAAACAUGACGAAACAUCUGCUCGCUGCCCCGUCACUUGCGGCGCUGGAGUAACCUUCAUCAAACCGAUCUGUGUUGACAUGGCAAGCGGAGAACAAAGAGAUGACGAAGCUUGUCACGCUGAAGGUAUAACCCCUCCCCUACCUAAGGUGUUUCGUUGCAAACUCGAAGACUGCCCGAUCAGGUACGAAUCUGGCCGCGUUGGAUCGACGUUCGAAUUCGUUCAAAGAGCCAGAUGGCUUACACAACCCUGGACCGAGUGUUCGGCUUCGUGCGAUGGCGGGUUCCAAACUCGCACCAUUUCAUGCGCUGAGGAUAAUAUAUAUGGUGACCCUAUUGAAACGGUUGGAGACACACUUUGUCAUAACGCUGGUAUCCCUGUACCAGUUAGUCAAAGGCGAUGCAACGAACAUCCAUGCCCGGAGUGGAUCACAUACCCAUGGUCACAGUGUUCCGCUUCUUGCGGCGCUGGGUGGCGCUACAGAACAGUCCAGUGCCAAGGCUACGAUGGAACUCCCGCAUUCAAAUGUAGUAAGAUGACAAAGCCGAUCGUUCGGCAGCUUUGCUUUAAAUCAAUGAUGUGCCCCGCCCCAGGUAGAAGAAUAUCUAUCCCAACACACAACGAAACUUUAGCCGCAAGAGGGGUGCAAAGAGUUGAUCUUGUUUUAAGCCGGCCGAAUUGGAUGACAGAUACAUGGGGGGAUUGCUCCCACACAUGCGGUGCCGGUGUUGCUACGAGAGUGGUCGCGUGUAAAGCUGCUGCAGGUGGAAGAUUGGAAACCGUUCCUGAUGAUGAAUGCGUUGGAGAGAAACCGAUUACAACCACGCGAUGCUCCAUGGGGGCCUGUCGUUUAGAGGGAUACCAAAACGCCCAAGACGACCAAGACGACCAAGCCGACCAAGACGAUCAAGCAGACCAAGACGCACAAAACGACCAAGAAACCCAAGACGACCAGAACGACCAGGACGACCAAGACGCCCAAGACGACCAGAACAACCAGGACGACCAGGACGACCAGGACGACCAGGACGCCCAAGACGAUCAAGAAACCCAAGACGACCAAGAAAUCCAAGGCGCCCAAGACGACCAGGACACGGAUUAUUAUGACACCGUUGAUCAAACCGACCAAGAAGACGAAAACGAGGAUGAUUUCGAAGUAGUUGAAGAUUUUGCCGCCUUUACCCGUGUUAUAUACAGCGCUCAUAAUCCUGUACCUGAGGAAGUUAGUGACGAAUUCGAUCCCUUGGAUUUAGAAAACUACGAAUGGAGGUUUAGCGAUUUUAGCUCGUGUACGCCGCCUUGCGGCCGUGGAUUCCAGUAUUCGAAGCAGUUUUGCCACCACAGAGUAACGGGCGCGAUGGUAUCAGAAGACCGCUGUGAUGUCACAAUGAAACAAACGAACAAAUCGCUUUCCUGCAUCGGUGAACCGUGUGACGUCAUCAGGUCAACUUUUAGCUCCCCGAAUAGCAGCAUGAGGUGGGAACUUGGGCAGUUCGGAGAGUGCAGUGUUACGUGUGGGCGAGGAGUCCAAACACGAAUGGUGGAGUGUCGGUACAUGCCUGAAGGUGUAGACCAGUCUCAUGCAUCAAGGGGGGAGCCCAGACCCGACCUGAUGUGCCCAUCUCCCAAACCAGAAUCUGAAACAUCGUGUUCAUUGGUCGCAUGCUCCCCGGAAUGGGUCCCGGAACCUUGGACUAAAUGUAGUAGAACAUGCGGGCGAGGUGAACAGGAGAGGGAGCUAAUGUGCAUGCAGAGGUUGGGGACUGGGGAAACUGUGCAAGUUUCCAAGGAAUAUUGCUCAAGGAAAAAGCUAAGCACUAAAAGAAGUUGUGGGUUGAGACACUGCCCGGCAAGAUAUAUUGUACGCCCGUGGUCACGGUGCCCCCCGCGUUGUGGGAAGAGUCAGAGCAUCCGUAAGCACGCCUGCGUUCAGCUCCUUGCCGGGAAAACAAAACCUGUUAUUGUGGAUUUACGAAGAUGCUCAAAACAACGACGCCCAAUCACCAGGAAGCCAUGCAAUAACCCCGCAUGCCCUUCUAUCAGAAAAAGUCCGGACCCGGUAUUUGUACAAACCACAAAAGAAGCCAAGGUUCGGCUACAGGUCGGAACCACAGCUUCAAUAUUUCCUAAAACGACCGUGAUCGUCCGGUGUAAAACUGACAGAUUCCGUAAGCAGAACCUUGUAUGGAAGUACCAUGGUAGGCCUAUCACCAGCAGGCAUGGGCACCUAUCUAUCCUAAAGGAUGGCUCACUGAGGAUCCUGCGUGUAGCAAAACCUGAUGAGGGCGUUUACGUUUGCAUGGCAGGAGUCGUAAGGGCAAAUUUUGUCUUGAAGAUCAUAACAAACGAUACAGACGAUGCGACUCCACCCCCAAGAAAUUUCUUCCCAAUCACGCAUUAUCCACGACGGGAAACUGGUCCCAGGGUUUAUUUAAAACAACCUAGCCAACGUAGACUCAAACCUAUAACGCACAUCGAUAACAUAGACGACAAUGAAAGGGACUUAGGAACCACAACAAGUCGAUUUGAUUUCCCACGUACAGUGGCAAUGGCACCCAGAGAUCCUCUACCUCCAGUAUUAAAAAUACCUGAGCUCUCCUACGGCAUACAACAACUAGCAAUUGAACGAGUGGAACCUCGUAGUAGUAGACGGCCAUCCUUGUCUGUAUCUCCUGUUAACAUACAGCGAGACCAGCAAGCACCAGAUGUAGUUAACAUCCCAAGCGAACCGCUAAGCCCUGAGUUUCAAAUUCGAACCCCUAGUUUUCCAGAACCAACUUCUGAAGAGGAUUUGGCAUUACACAGGUUCCUGAUGCAACAGGCGAACUUAGAAACUCCUGAUGUUCACCUCUUGGAGAAAUUUCAGAGAACCCCAUCAUCGUUGCUUCCAACAUCUGUAGAAGAUGACGACCUUCCGUUUCCGUUUCGUGAAACCGAGAUCGCAGUUGACAACCAAAGGAGCAGGAGUGGGAUUCGAAGCGUGGAUAACACUGCUGUGGUGAAGGCUAUAGGCGGACUUGGAGAACGGCCUCGAAAUAUGCAUCGGCCAUCUAUUAUUACCCAACCAACGGUUGCACCGCGGCAGUUAGAACGAGAAGUAAUCGUCUACGUAGGUGGCAACGUCAUUGUUUCCGAAAUAACAGAGGUCAUCACGAUCCUAUGCGAGGCAACCGGUGAUCCUGUGCCUCAUAUAAGCUGGUAUAGAGACAAUACACCUUUACCGGCCGCAAAUAACCGAAGGCAGUACGUGUUAGAAGACAACGCUUUCCGUAUCAUCCAUCCCGAAGCUUCCGACACUGGUUCCUACGUUUGUGUUGCUUCUAAUAUGUAUGGGAACGAUUCAAAGACAACCCCACUAACCGUGACUCAAAAACCUCGAAUCUUGUCAACCAUCGACUCAUUAGAAGACUUCGAGUCAGAUGUCAUUGAAGCGACCAUAGGUUCGGAUAUUCGGGCAAAGCUUGGCGCAAGAAUAAGGCUUCGGUGUCCUACUGCAGGUUUUCCGGAGCCUUACGUGGAUUGGAAAAAGGACGGCCCAGGCUUGUUACAAAAUUCGAACGUGCUCACAGACAACACACUUGAAAUAUUCCCAGCUCGUAAAGCCGACCAAGGCAUCUUCUCAUGCGAGGCAUCCAAUCCUGCUGGCAGCGAUUAUCAAGCUUCCUCUUUAGUAUUAGUCGACCCACCACAUUUGGACGAUUUGAACACCAAGGCAAACAUCGAUGGUUUACCUGAGUUAUUGCUCACCACAACUGACACGCAGCAAUAUAAUGUUAAAGUCAACAGUGCUGUUAUGAUGGGGUGCCCUGUAAAAGGAUUUCCAGAACCGAGAGUAACCUGGUCCUUUAACAACACUUCUAUAUUCGAGUUGGGCACGACUUUGGACUACCAACUUAUGGACCAAAUGAAAAUCUUACAAAUCCCAAACGCCGACUCAAACACAGAAGGGACAUAUACUUGUCAUGCAAUCAAUGACGGAGGCAAUCUUACAACAAGUUUACGUCUCAGCCUUGUAGUUUACUCGUACGAGUACGGGGAGCAUACACCAUGUAGCGCAUCGUGUGGGGACAACGGGUUACAAUACAGACGGCUUAUGUGCAUGGAGGAUGGGGUUAAAGAGGUGGACGAAUGGUAUUGCAUUGGAGUAACGAAACCCAAUGUAUAUAUGGAACCUUGUGGAAGACGAGACUGUCCACCAAGAUUUUUGGCUGGUCGCUGGGGCACAUGCUCUGCUACGUGUGGAAACGGCACGAGGACUCGGGCGCUCGGAUGCGGAAUAUUAAUGGCAGAUGGAAGCACGCGAGAGGUCGCCGUUGAGUUUUGUGGGGUGAACGAGACACGACCUAUUACAUCAGAGACUUGCUACGCAGAACGGUGUCCGUGGUGGCAACCUCGGCCGUGGAGAAGGUGUAGCCGAAAAUGCAUCGGGAGGGGUAUGAGUGUAAGAACGCGACGGAUUCUUUGUGUAUCUGGCAACGGUACCACCAUAGAGAGGCGUUCUGCUUGUAAACACUUGCCGAAACCUAGAAGACGCAUGCUUUGCCCGAAUGCUCGCUGUAAGCCAAUAUGGGUUGCUAGUACUUGGUCAGUAUGUUCGAAACGAUGCGGCGGGGAUGGGAUUCGAACCCGGAUCCUCAACUGCGUAUACAAGGGAAGGAGAAGACAACCUGCAGGCUCUUUAUGUUCAUCACGGCAUCGACCCCUCGUUUCCAUUCCUUGCAAUAGGUCCCAAUGCCACGAAGGUCAGAACAGUUUGGGAUCCCACAAUACAACAGUUCCAUGCGUCAACAAAUCCCCAUCGUGCCGUUAUGUGAGAAGAAAAGGACUCUGCUUAUAUUACAAACGAAUUUGUUGCCAGACUUGCAGCUAAUCCCAUCUAAAAAACGCAUAUGCGAUUUACCCUCAACGACGUCGAGAUAUGGAUACCAUGCAGCAUCGACGGACGAAAACAGUAUAAGUAGAUGUUUAGGCUUAACAUGUGAAUCAAAACAAAAACAAAGUUCAGAAUAUUUGAUAAAAAAAGCAUCAGCCGCAUCAUAUGGCCGACGCUGUCCCCAUUUGCAGUUGCUUUCAAUCAUAUUUCAAAACCCUAACACUGAUCCAUUGUGACUUGCACUUACCAUUGGGGAGCUGCAUUAAAACGCUACACCAAGCUUAAAAGCAGAUGCAUUGACAUUCCUUAUUUCUUAUUGGUCUCUUCUUAUUCCUGCAACGCUUCUUCGUAAGUUUUAGUUUCUCUUUGUAAGAGCGCCUUCUUCAUUAUUUUGUAUAUUUGUUUUCAAUGCGGUUUUAACGCAAAUAUAGUUCCUGUAUUUCUCACUAGGUUUCAUGCUCGUGUGUUUUAAAUUAUGGCUGACAAUUGUUUUACUACACACCGAUUCAAAUAAAACUGAGAAAAAACAA
Ciona intestinalis (vase tunicate) is the source of this 6465-nucleotide messenger RNA. NCBI's taxonomy places the organism in Eukaryota, Metazoa, Chordata, Ascidiacea, Phlebobranchia, Cionidae. The record is from RefSeq and is a predicted model, not a curated record.